AUGAUAAUCCAUCAAUGGUAUCCACUUCUUUUUCCAAUCUUACCAGCAUUUCAUCUUUUAUUCUAUGUCAUCUGCUCACGUCUAUUCUCACCAUGCUACAUCAAAUCUGAUAAUCUUUUCUCUUGGAAUUAUUAUCGAUGGUGGUUUUUGGAUCGAUUGUGGAAUAAUAAUAUAUUUUGGUUGAAGCAUAUACUUGGCACACCACUCUACAACUAUUACCUUCGUCUUUGUGGUGCACGAAUUAGCCUCAAUACACAUAUUUAUACCACAAUUAUCGAUGCUCCAUCGUUGUUAGAAAUUGAUGAUGGGAGUUGGAUCGCUAAUGAAACGUAUCUGAACUGUUUAUAUUUUAAUGAUGAUAACACUUUCAAACUGAGUCCAAUUAUAAUUGGAUCUAAUUGCUCAAUAGGUACACGAUCGGUUCUAUUUGAUGGAAUUGAUAUGCAAAAUAAUAUUAUGGUUCAACCAAUGUCAUCGGUCACUGGCUUCGUCGGAUCUGAAACGAUUGUCGAUGGUGAAGAACAUCAAUUCCUUUCUUCAAACAUAUCCAUUAUGCAAAUAUAUAAAGUUUGUUCAGUUAGACAAAUACCACUACUGUUUAGUAUUGCUUUUUGUUGGACUCUAUGGUCAAUUAUUGGUUGUUUUAUUUCGCUUCUCCUCUUGAAAGUCAUAGUAGGACCCUGUGCUGCUGGUGAAAUAUAUCCGAUAGCAUCUAGGUUAUAUUUACAAAAAACAUGGCUUCGUCAAUUAAUUGUAUCUAGUUUUCAUCAUGCUUGGCUAUUACCGACUGGCUACGAUUAUCUUUAUCCUUAUGUUCUCCGUUGGUUAGGUGCUCAUAUCGAAGAGAAUGUCAAACUCGCUCAGAUAGACACUUUUCUAUUAUGUCCAACAAAUCUGUUGAAACUUAAAACAGGUGCCACUGCUUUUGGUGGAGUCUUAAUAGUUCCUACUGAGUUGACACUCUCAGGUCAUCAUCAUGUAGAUCAAAUAAUACUUGGAUCUCAUACGAACCUUGCCAAUGGAUGUUCAAUCUUGCCUGGCAGUUGCUUUGAAUAUGAGACAAUGAUUGGCAAUUUAACACGUGUCUCACGAGAGACAAACAGCAAAGACGGAGAAGUUUUCAUUGGUGUUCCAGCUCGUAUAAUGCCAUUUCAGAUGCCUGUAAGGUCAAAAGUACAAGAUCAGAUCGAAGUCAUACCAUUUUGGCGUACAUGUUUGUCUCAUUAUGUCAGCAAAUGUCUUUUAUUAUGCAUUUAUUCAUUUGGUGGUCUCGUUGGUGGAUCAAUCAUUCAUACAAUGCUUGUCUGUGGCCUCUAUCGAUGCCGUUCAUAUAUACGUUAUCAAAUCAUAGAACAAAUGAUAGCAAGAAUGAGUCAAGAUCAUAAACAAUUUAUUUGUCCAUUUCUUGGUAAUACGCAGUGGCUCAUUCGACUAUUUCGAGCAUACGGUGCUCUUAUUGGUGAGAAUACUAUAAUACUUGAUAUAUCCAGUAUUACCGAUUAUCAUUUGAUGACUAUUGAAGAUGAUGUUCGAUUUAAUGUGCGUACACAGAUACAGGGUCACAGUUUCGAACAACGUAUUUUUAAACUAGCUCCUGUAUCAAUCGGUAAUUUAUGUGUACUGAUGAGUGGCUCCAUUGUAAUGGCAGGUUGCAAACUGAUGGGUAACAAUCGUCUUUAUCCCAUGACAUUAAUAAUGAAAAAUGAUCAAUUAUCACUGAAUACUCACUGGAAAGGGAUUCCUGCACGUAAGUUAUUCAGACAGAUGAUCUGUUCUUAUAUAAGACUUACAAGAUAA
Molecule: messenger RNA, 1797 nt
Organism: Adineta steineri
Lineage: Eukaryota; Metazoa; Rotifera; Eurotatoria; Adinetida; Adinetidae
Source: the annotation of a GenBank genome assembly